UUAAACAAAAGGAAACAACGGUAAACAUAACCUCCCGCUCGUUUUAUACCGCGACGAAAAGCAUCCACCAAACGACGGCGAAAUUGUUGCUUUGCUACCAAGCAUAUAGCGCAUUUUAGUGAAAGUAAAGCAACUGUUCAGGAGGCUCUCUCGACAAUGGCAUCCUUUAAUUUAACUUCCAUAACCAGUGCACUGUCCGAUCUCGACCAACACGGUGUUAAGUGGGUUGGCAAAGCAUCCAAAUGGGGAACGGAAGCGGAAGCCAAAGAUUUGAUAGAUGCGAUAAAUGCUUGCAAGGAUAUGCGUUUUCUGAACCUGGAAGGAAACACACUCGGUGUGGAGGCGGCGAAAGGAAUUGGCAAAGCACUGGAAAAGCAUCCUGAACUGAAGCAAGCACUUUGGAAGGAUCUGUUUACCGGGCGCAUGAAGGAAGAAAUUCCGAUUGCACUGAAGGCACUUGGGCAGGGUAUGAUAACGGCCGGUGCACAGCUUACCGUGCUCGAUUGCUCCGAUAAUGCGCUCGGUCCAAACGGAAUGGUUGGACUGGUGGAUCUGCUAAAGAGUGCCACUUGCUAUACGCUCGAGGAAUUAAAGCUGAACAACUGCGGAUUGGGCAUCCAAGGUGGAACAAUGCUCGCUGAAGCGCUGCUCGAAGGGCACAAAGCCAGCAAAAAGGUGGGCAAACCUCUUGCACUGAAAGUGUUCAUAGCGGGGCGCAACCGGUUGGAAAACUCGGGCGCUAAAGCACUGUCGGAAACGUUCGCUACCAUCGGUACGCUAGAGCAAAUCGAAACACCACAGAACGGUAUCUAUCAUGUGGGCAUCACAGCACUUUCCGAAGCGUUCAAGAUGAACAGGAAUCUGCGGAUCAUCAACCUAAACGAUAAUACGAUCGGGCCAAAGGGUGCUGCGGCAUUAUCGGUCGCACUGCAGGAUCUGCCAAAUUUGCGGGAACUUAACUUUGGCGAUUGUUUGCUGAAAACUAAAGGCGGAACCCUGAUUGGGGAGGCACUGCACGAAGGACACACUGAGCUUGAAGUGAUGGAUUUUGGAUUCAACGAAAUCGGACCGGAUGGUGGCUUUGCGCUAGUGAACGCUGCCGCAAACAAGAAUAAACUUCGCUCGCUCGUACUGAAUGGUAAUUACUUUGGAGAGGAAUGCUGUGACCAGCUGCGGGAACUGAUGCAGGACUAUGAGCGUAAAGGUGUGAUAGAGCUGGAAGAGGACGCGGGUGACAUGGAGGAAGAGCAGGAGGAGGAGGAGGAGGAAGAGGAGGAAGAUGAUGAUGAGGAGGAAGAGGAUGUGGAAGAGGAAGGAAGCGAGGAUGAGGACGAUGAGACGGCCGGUGAUCAGGACGAUGAUGACGACACGGACGAGGGCGAGGAGGAAGAUGCGGAAGAAGCACUUCUAACCCGAUUGAAGGAACGUACUACAAAGCCGAACGGCACUAAUAAUGAUAACACGCUCGAUAUAUCUGCCGUGUCGAUCGAUCUGGACUCAACGCUACCGAACACAGUCGAUUCCUUCAUCCGGCAACACUAUCCCUCGGAAACGAUGUUCCAAUCACUACCGGAUAAGGAUAAAGUGGCCGCUUUCCGCGAUUACCUAAAUGCGAUUCCGAAAGAUGACUAUCUGGUGCACACAGCGUUCACCAUCAUCAAGUGCUCGGAACUGUGCGAAAGCCAACCGGACGCGCUCGAUGUAGCGCUAGCCCUGUACAAGGAUGCGUUCGAGUUUGCGAAGACUAACAAACGGUUGAGAAGCCUGCGUGACUUUAUCCUGAUUCAGCACGGAUUGCUCAAACCGGAAGAUCGAAGCUACCAGCUGAAAUACAAUGUCCAAGCGUGCCAGCGUGCGCUACGUGCAGCUAUCCAGCAGAAGUUGAUACCGAAAGAGGAGACCGAAGUAUUCGAGACGUUUCUCAAUCGCGUAGGAUAACUGAUCCAGGAGGUCGCGUUUGUACAUGUACAUGAGAUUUCUUUUACUUUUUAUUAAUUUAAAAAAAAACACACGAAUUCCAAAAAGAAGAAAGAACAGAGGAUAAAUCUCGCUUAACAGUAUCCUAAGAAUGACGUUUCAAUACAGAUAAUAAGGACUCGUUA
Anopheles funestus (African malaria mosquito) is the source of this 2102-nucleotide messenger RNA. It is a transcript of the gene RanGAP, whose product is annotated as ran GTPase-activating protein. Lineage: Eukaryota; Metazoa; Arthropoda; Insecta; Diptera; Culicidae. Gene Ontology annotation, biological process: activation of GTPase activity; signal transduction; nucleocytoplasmic transport. The transcript has 3 exons. Bases 157 to 1938 code for a protein of 593 amino acids. Gene Ontology annotation, cellular component: perinuclear region of cytoplasm; cytosol; nucleus. Gene Ontology annotation, molecular function: GTPase activator activity; small GTPase binding. The record is from RefSeq and is a predicted model, not a curated record.